This is a messenger RNA of Paramecium sonneborni, 1614 nucleotides long. NCBI's taxonomy places the organism in Eukaryota, Ciliophora, Oligohymenophorea, Peniculida, Parameciidae. The record is from the annotation of a GenBank genome assembly.
AUGGAUUCAAUAGAUUACUCAUAAGUUAGAUUUUCUUUCAUUGGAACUAGAAAGCAUAUUUUUAAAGAUAAAAAGUAUUAUAUUAAUGUGUUUGAUGAUUUUUUAUUAAUGGGAAUUGUAAAAUAAAAUUUAUGGAUAUUAGAUUCCAAACUCAUAAAAUCCAAAAUAUGCAAUAAAAUUUAGUAUAAAUAUCAAGUUUAGAUGGAGUUUGAAGAAAACAAAAAAUGGUUGGAUUAUUGAAAGUUUUUGUUUUCCUUAUAAGAAGAGUGCAAAAGCAAUAUUUGGAAAUAAUGAAGAUUUAUAAAAGUAUGAUAAAAUAUAUUCUUAUAUUCAGAUUUAAAGAGUUUAUAAAUCUUAAAGUUACAUUUGAAAAUAUAAAUGAGAUAUACUAAUAACUUUAAUAAAUAGGAAAAGGUAGUUCUGGAAAAGUGUUCAGUGCAAUACAUACAAUAGAAUAAUAGAUUUAUGCAAUAAAAUCAGUCAAAAAAAAAUAACUUAAAUAAUAGUAAGAAUAAGGCUAAGUAUAAUAAUAAUUUUAAUACUUUAAGGCAGCAUUUAAAAUGGAGAUUUCUAUUUUAAAAUUAUUAUCAAAAUAUCCAGAUAAUUUUAUAACUUUAAAAGAGAUCUAUGAAGGAUAAAAUAAACAGUGUUUAGUAAUAACAUAUUUAGAAGGUCCUAGUCUAAGUGAAGAAAUUGAAAGAUUAAAAGUAUCAAAAUACAUUUGAAUAUAAAUAGACAUAAAAUAAGAAUAGAUUUUCAAGUUUAGAAGUUAAGAUUAUAAUGAAGAAACUAUUAAUUAAUCUUGCAAAUCUUCAUUAACAUAAAGUAUUAAUUUUAUAAUUUAAUAGAUUAUUCAUAGAGAUUUAAAACCAGAAAACUUAAUGUUUAAAAAAAAGGGAGAUUUUUCAUCUUUAAUUUUAGUAGAUUUUGGAUUGGCAACAUAUGAAUCUUUAGAAAUGUAAUUUGUAUUUAUUUUAAUAAGGUGGUUCUUUCCUAAAUGUGGAACUCCUGGUUAUGUAGCACCUGAAAUAUUUACUAUUAAACCUUCUAAUUAAUAUUCUACUAAAGUUGAUAUCUUUAGUUGUGGAUGUAUAUUUUAUAAACUUUUAACUGGUAACAAUAUUUUUUAAGGAUAAACUGUUGAUGAAGUUUUUCGUUAAAAUAAAAAAUGUUUAAUUGAAUUCAAUCUUCCUUUAGAUUAAAAUUAUGUCACUGAAUAUUCAAUUGUAUUAAUUAGAUUUUAUGUAGAAUCUUUUAUAAAAAAUGUUAUUAAAGAAUCCAAUCAAUAGAAUUACUGCUUUUGAUGCUCUAAAUCAUCCUUUUUUUUAAGAUUUUAAUGAAGAUGUUUAUCCAUCAUUAAAAUCAUUAUAAUUUAAUCAUGAAUUAAAUGAUGAUGAAGUAAUUAAUGAAGAGAUAAGAGAAGAAGAUAAAUAUUUCAUCCAAAUGCCAAAAAUUACUAGAAAAUGCUAAAAGAUGAAAGAUUUUUCAUUCUUUUAAUAAAAUCCAGUAUAAAAAAUGUUUUAUACUCAAUAAUAUAUUGAUUAUGAUUCUCUUCCUGGAUUUAAAUUUAUUUAAGUAACUUAAAGACCUAAAGUUUUUUAAUUGUUAGAAUGA